AUGCCAACAGCUGGAGAGGUGAUUGGACUUGACGGAAGGCCACGACGGUGGUCAUCAAGGUCAGGCUUCCAGCCUUUGAAUGGAUCAUCUGGUUCCACCGAUAGGAUAUCCGACGAACCCACCACCUCGGGAGAGGUUGACGAGAAAGAAAUUUUGAGAAAGCAGCAGGUCGCUCAGCUGGCCCGCAGUUUCUCUGUUCAAUCAGGUCAACUAAAGCCUCAGUUGCGACAGGAUGGUGCGCGCGAAUCCAACCUUGAUCCUAGUAGCCCCGACUUCAACGCGAAGCUAUGGGCAAAGGAAUUCUACAACGCACGACACGCCACAGAGGGUAGCACCUCGCGCCGAGUUGUGGGCUUUGCGGCCAGGGACCUGGACGUUGGUGGCUAUGGCAUCGGAGUCGACUAUCAGAUGAGUGUGGGGAAUGCCCCUAUGAAGCUGCUAAAGGCAGUCGGUGACUUCGUCCGAAAGCACACAGCACAGGGACAGAAAGUCAAGAUCCUCCGCGACGUUAAUGCGUUGGUUCUCCCCGGCGAGCAGUUGUGUGUAUUGGGUCCACCAGGAUCAGGUUGUUCAACAUUUUUGAAGACAAUCAGCGGCAAUACGUACGGGCUCAACGUCGGACGGAAUUCUCAUUUGAACUAUCAUGGUAUCACUGCGAAGCAGAUGGACAACGAAUUCCGCGGAGAGGCUGUCUAUACCGCAGAACUGGACCACCACUUUCCGACACUCACAGUUGGUGAUACGCUCUACUUUGCAGCCCUUGCUCGCGCUCCUCGCACAAUCCCCAGUGGCAUGAGCCGCGAGGCUUACGCUCGUCACCAGCGCGACGUCAUCAUGGCCAUGUUUGGGAUUAGCCACACAAUCAAUACCAAGGUUGGCAACGACUUUGUGCGUGGUGUCAGUGGGGGUGAAAGGAAACGGGUGACCAUUGCAGAGGCAGCCUUGAGCUACGCCCCGCUCCAAUGCUGGGACAACAGUACCCGCGGCUUGGAUAGUGCUAAUGCCGUGGAGUUUUGCAAAACUUUGCGGAUGCAGAGUGAUGUCUUCGGUAUUGCCUCAUGUGUUGCAAUCUACCAGGCGCCACAGGCCGCCUACGAGUGUUUUGACAAAGUGACUGUCUUCUAUGAAGGCAGACAGAUCUACUUCGGUAUGGCUUCCAGGGCAAAACAGUACUUCGAAAACCUUGGAUUUGAAUGCCCGGAAGCCCAAACAACUCCUGAUUUCUUAACUUCGAUGACCAGCCCUGUCGAACGCAUUGUUCGCGAUGGGAUGAGCAAUGCGGUGCCCCAUACCCCGGACGAAUUCGCAGAAUGUUGGAAGAAUAGCAAUGAGCACAGAGAGCUCCUGUUGAAGAUCGAGGAAUUCAAUACCCAGCAUCCAUGCCACGGCGAUGAUUCAAAGGAGUUUGCCCUGUCGCUGAAGAACGACAAGUCACGUUGGCAGCGCGAGAAGUCACCAUACACGAUCUCAUAUUGGGCCCAGAUUCGAUUGUGCCUAUGGCGAGGCAUGCUACAAACCAAAAAUGAGAUUGGCGUUCCCAUCUCCACGCUCGUAAUCAACAUUGUGCAAAUCUUGCUUGUCUCCAGUCUUUACUACAAUAUGCCAAACAACACUUCCACCUUCUUUCUUCGCGGCUCAUUUAUCUUCAUCAUGAUUCUUCUGAACACUUUCACUUCCAUGCUUGAAAUCAUCACUCUCUACGCAAAACGUGAUAUUGUGGAGAAACACAGUCGGUACGCGUUUUACCAUCCCAGCGCCGAGGCGCUUGCGGCGAUGGUAACCAACAUACCCUAUAAAAUCGCCCUCUCUAUCUGCAUGAAUGUGACCGGCUAUUUUAUGGCCAAUCUUCGGCGCGAGCCUGGUCCAUUCUUCUUUUACUUGCUAGUCUCAUUCACUUGUAUGAUGUGUCUCUCGAUGGCAUUCCGGCUGUUAGGCUCUAUCACCAAGACCCUGGAGCAGGCCAUGGUUCCAGCAUCAGUCGUCAUCAUCGGACUUACGCUAUACACUGGGUUUGCCAUACCAGUGUCCUACAUGCGUGGCUGGGCAUCAUGGAUUCGAUGGAUCAAUCCUGUAUUUUACGCAUUCGAAGCAUUGAUGACGAACGAGUUCCAUGGACGAGAGUUUCCAUGCGCUGAGUUCGUGCCGUCUGGAUCCGGUUAUGAGCAUAUCCCUCCGUUCCAACAGACAUGCACAGCACAUGGAGCAGUUGCUGGUUCCGGCACAGUUAGCGGCGCAGCGUUCUACCAGAGUUCCUACGGUUAUUCAUAUGCACACCGCUGGCGAAAUGAGGGCAUUCUCAUCGCAUUCACGGUUCUGUUUGCUGUUAUCCACCUUUGGAUCUCUGACGUUAUUAGCGCCGAGCGCUCGAAAGGCGAGGUGCUGGUAUUCCAACGGAGCAAGUUGGCCAAAACGAAUGCGAAGCCUCAGAAAACCGACGAGGAGCAUCUGGGAUCAGAGCUAGUUUCAUAUGGAGUAACCAACGAUUCCGAAUCGAAAGGCAACGUUGAAAAGCAACAGUCUGUGUUCCAUUGGGAAAAUGUUUGCUACGACGUCCAGAUCAAAGGCGAAACUCGACGGAUUUUAGACAACGUUGAUGGAUGGAUUCAGCCGGGAACGUUGACUGCACUCAUGGGAGUUUCCGGAGCCGGAAAAACCACGCUUCUAGACGUUCUCGCCAACCGGGUCACAACAGGCGUCAUCACAGGGGACAUGCUUGUAGAUGGCCGCAAUCGUGAUGAGUCGUUCCAGCGGCAAACAGGCUACGCCCAGCAGCAAGAUCUCCAUCUGCACACCUCCACUGUGCGUGAAGCAUUAGUGUUCAGUGCUCUCCUUCGCCAGCCGCCAAAUUAUACACACAAAGAGAAGCUGGAUUAUGUGGAACAGGUUAUUGGCUUGCUGAGUAUGGAGGAGUAUUCUGACGCUGUUGUCGGCGUGCCUGGGGAGGGACUCAACGUCGAACAACGAAAGCGCUUGACAAUUGGAGUUGAGCUUGUCGCACGUCCCAAGUUGCUUAUUUUCCUCGACGAACCCACGUCGGGCCUGGACAGUCAGACUUCAUGGUCCAUUUGCAACCUGAUGGAGAAGCUAACUCGGAACGGACAAGCGAUUCUCUGUACCAUUCACCAACCGUCAGCGAUGCUUUUCCAGCGUUUCGAUCGAUUACUCCUCUUGGCAAAAGGUGGUAGAACUGUUUAUUUUGGAGAAAUUGGCCAUAAUUCGACGACCCUCAUGGACUACUUCACCCGCAAUGGUGGAGAGCCCUGUCCAGCGACGGCUAAUCCCGCCGAGCAUAUGUUGAAAAUCAUUGGAGCCGCCCCUGGAGCACAUACUGAGAUCGACUGGCCUACCACUUGGCGCGAAAGCCCAGAAUACCAGAAUGUUGCAAAGGAGCUUGUCAAGCUGAGAGAGCUCGCCCAUGACCCUUCGGCUAUAGCAAAGACGCACGACUCUUCCAGUUACCAAGAGUUCUCCGCGCCGAUGACCACACAAUUAAUGGUGGUUGGGUGUCGUGUGUUUCAACAGUACUGGCGUUCGCCUGGAUAUAUCUACUCCAAAGCGCAGCUCGCCAUCUUGUCGGCAUUGUUUAUUGGAUUUUCCUUCUUCAUGGAAGAAAGUACUUACCAAGGGCUGCAAAAUCAGAUGUUCGGCGUUUUCAUCAUCUUGCUCGUCCUGGUGCAGAUGAUAUUCCAGACGCUUCCCGCCUUCGUCACUCAGCGGACAUUGUAUGAAGCCCGUGAGCGUCAGUCAAAAACAUAUUCUUGGCAGGCCUUCAUUUUGACCAACAUGUUCGUUGAGGUGAUGUGGUAUAUGUUCCUGUCCAUCUUCACCUUCGCGUGCUGGUAUUACCCUCUCGGCUGCUAUCGGAACGCCGAGAUAACCGACUCAUUGCAUUCACGCAGCACUCUCAUCUUCCUACUGAUCUGGGUCACCUUCAUCUGGGCCAGCACGUUCGGACAUAUGAUGAUCUCGGGUCUUGGUGCCGUUGAAGUUGCCUCCACUCUUUCCACUUUCCUCGUUUUCAUUUGUUACUGCGUCUGCGGUUUACUCGUUCCACCAUCUGCACUGCCACACUUCUGGGGUUGGGUAUACCGCGCCAACCCCUUGACAUACCUCGUCACCGGAUUCCUUUCAACCGCUCUUGCCAAGGCACCCAUGCACUGCGCUGAUAACGAAUACCUAUCAUUCAUUGCGCCGCCAAAUCAGAGCUGCGCUCAGUACAUGCACGACUAUAUCAACGACAACGGCGGUGCCCUCGUCAAUUCUGGCGCAAUUGGCAACGGCGAAGACUGCCUGUACUGCCAAUUCACCGAAACAGAUCAGUUCCUUGCAAAUCUCGGGGUUGAUUACUCCCAGCGAUGGAUGGCCUUUGGAGUGCUGUGGGCGUAUGUUGCUUUCAACAUUUUCAUGGCGGUUUUCCUCUAUUGGCUUCUCCGUGUGCCGAAGAAGAGCAAGCGCUAG
Molecule: messenger RNA, 4458 nt
Organism: Penicillium hordei
Lineage: Eukaryota; Fungi; Ascomycota; Eurotiomycetes; Eurotiales; Aspergillaceae
Product: putative ABC multidrug transporter
Exons: 5
Coding region: 1-4458 (1485 amino acids)
Biological process (GO): transmembrane transport
Cellular component (GO): membrane
Molecular function (GO): ATP hydrolysis activity; ABC-type transporter activity; ATP binding
Source: RefSeq, a predicted model, not a curated record